AUGGCGGAGCGGGAGCGCCCGGAGCUUGGGGUCGGCCUCAACUCGCAGAACGAAGUGAACGGAUGGACCUGCUUGCACUGGGCCUGCAAGCGCAACCACGCAGCGGUCGUGGCUUACCUGCUGCACGCCGGGGCUGACAAGGACAUCCAGACCAAGAAAGGGGAGAGGCCAGCCCAGUUAACAUCCAAAAGAGAGAUCAGGAAGAUGCUGGGAGUGGAAGAUGAACUCCCAGACUUAAAGCAAGAUUCAGAUCUGCCAAUCAUCCCCAAUUACCUGGCUAACCCACCUUUCCCAUAUGUUUACAACACCUCGAGUACCAGCAUUCCAGAUCCUACCUUGAAUGGGGACCUCUCACACUUGGAAACACAAGGCACCAACUCUCCAUCUGUAGCUGACCUGGACACCUACAGACCAGCACGAGCACCACUGCUACAGCUUGGGAAUACUGCUCCUGAGGCACCUCCCAACGGGGACAUCCCACCCCUGCCUCCAGGCUCUGCUGGGCCAGCACACCCAAAUCCUGCCCUCCAGAGAGCUCCUGUGUACCAGGGGUUGGUGUCUUGGGGCAGAAGCCCCUCUUCACCAGCAGGAUCCAGCCAGUCUCUACCCCAGCAAGGGAACAGCUCCUGCAUGGGACCUGUGCCAGCCUUUCAGCCCGUUUUCUUCACAGGAGCCUUUCCACUCAACAUGCAAGAACUGGUGCUUAAAGUGAGAAUACAAACCCCUAAUCUUAGAGAAAAUGACUUCAUUGAAAUUGAACUGGACAGACAAGAACUGACCUACAAAGAGCUGCUCCGAGUGAGCUGCCGUGAGCUGGGUGUGAACCCUGAGCAUGUCCAGAAGAUCAGAAAAUUACCAAAUACAAUGUUAAGAAAGGACAAAGAUGUUGCAAGGCUACAGGAUUUCCAAGAGCUGGAGCUUGUUCUAACAGUAAGCGACAAAAACUUACUUUUCAGAGUCCCGACACUUUCUGAACAGAGUGGGUAUAACAAGAAGGCAUCAGAACUUACAUACUAAUUGAGGAGUAAAACAAAAGAUUUUUAUCUUUCAUUUUACAAUUAUGUUUGAAAAACAGUAUCUAUAAGGGCUAAUGAUGUGAAAAAAUCUAUUUUGUUAACUGUGAAAUAAACUGAAGUGGUUAUACACAUAUACAGCUUCCAGUUAAUCUAAGAACAGUGAGUCUGGGAUAAAAGUAGCUCAGUGCACAGGAAAGGAAGUAUUAUAGAACUAUCUGUUAAUGCAACACUCCCUUAAAAAAAGCUAAUGAAAUACUGCAGAGUUAGCAGCUCUCAGGGAAAGGUUUACCUUAAGCUGUUCUAAUAAUUUGUUUGCUAUAAAAUAGCACAGGUACUCAAGCUAAAGAACCUGCCAUGAAGCCCAUUUAAUAUUUGUACUGAGUCCAUUACCAUCAAUGUUCUCUUUUUAGAUCAUGUUUAUUAAAUACUAUCUUAUGUAGAGGGAAAAAACCCAGAAGGGUUUACAUCUGUGGAAGCACAAAACUGUGUCAAGUUUAAAUUCUGUCAAGUGACUUAUUACCUGUGAUUUCUUAAUCCCUGUUUACACUUUUCCCUUUUUCUCAGGUUGAAAAUAAAAAUGACAGUAAUGAUCCAAAUAAUAAAUAUGCUCUCAACCAAAGUCCCUUUUAGUGUUGUCUGUCAAUAUAUACAUGAGCAAUUGACAUAUAAUGAUAUGUGCAAUUUAAUAUACUAUUUUUGUUACUGUGUUGACAUUUCUUCAAUGAUGCUUUAAUUUCCCCUUUUAAAAGCACAAAAAGUGAUUUUAUUUUCCUUUGACCUCUACAUUCCUGAGAAAAAUUGCAUCUUGAACCUAUAAAGUUAUCUGUGUAAAAGGCAAUUAGUGAAGUACCCAGGGUUUUCAGGGCUGAUAGCCAAUCUUGAUGCUCCUAUGCAAUGUAUUUUCUUUUUUUUCACUGUGACUUGUGUUUACCCAUGUAGUUAACUGAAAAGAAAAUCACAGUUACCUAAAAUUCAGAAUUUGACUACUUUGCUGUGAAAUUCUUGAAUAAAGAAAAUGAUAAGUAUUUAAGAGCUGGAUUUUAUCUGAUUUUUUAAGGAUUUUAGUAUUUAGUCACUUGAAUUUGAGGAAGAGUUCUACUCUGGUAGGCUAUGUGAAGAGCAGGUGCUGUGGAUUAGAUGAAUAAACUAAAGUAUGAGAUGUAACAGGCAAACAAUGUACCAAACUGGACUGAAUUUUCCUGUUUCUUUGCCUUCCCCCUCCUUCUCCCCAAUUUCUUUGGAAACUGUAGCUGCCAAAGGAAUUUAUCUUUAGUCUUGUAUCGGAGUUCAGAACCUGAGCAGGCUGUGCAGUGUCAGUGUGGCUGUUGGGGGAGUCAUGGGCUGAGUCCCUGUGCCUGGAGCUGGGGACCAAGCACAGCCUCCCCCUGUCCUGGGGGCUGUGGCAGGUAAGGAACAGCAGCUGCCUGUGUCCCUGCCUAUGUCAGUGCCAAUCCAGUUGGAACUGUGCCCAAAGCACCCUGGGCUCGCUGCUCUCAGCUCCUGGAAGCUGUUGGAGCACAGGGACUGAGCACACCAGAGGGAGCUCCCAACCUGCAGUCAGGCUCAGCUGCCAGCACAGAUCCUGCCAACACCUGAAUUCUCUUUGUGCCCAGUCACCACACUGAAGCUCAACCUCCCCACGUGAAUACACAAGGUUUUGUCACAGUGAAAAAGCUUCUUCUGCAAAGUGCCAGAGGUCAAACAUAGUCCCAGUCAUUGGCAAUAUCUGUUUUUAUACCAGAUUGCUGGUGGAAUAUUAAGUUCUCUGUAAUAGAAUAAUAAAAUUUUCAUUCUUCACAUCAGCCUGGCUGCUGCCUUCUCACAGGAUGGUUCAGGCAUUGGCUGAGUCCAGGAGGAUUCAAGGUUAAAGCUCAGCUGUUGGGGCAGCAGCUGAUGCUGAUCCCUAUCUAUGGAUUCCCAGGAAUAUUUUUAUACCUUGUGCGGUUUAUACCAGGAAGGUACUGUUAACACUCCCCAACCCCAUCAGGGUAUAACCACCUCACUCUGUGUGUGAUAAAUAAUUAAUUACUUUGUGCUCUUCUACAUGAAAUGUUAAUG
This is a messenger RNA of Ficedula albicollis (Collared flycatcher), 3074 nucleotides long. RefSeq names its product ankyrin repeat domain 40 (gene ANKRD40). The record is from RefSeq and is a predicted model, not a curated record. The transcript has 6 exons. Lineage: Eukaryota; Metazoa; Chordata; Aves; Passeriformes; Muscicapidae. Gene Ontology annotation, molecular function: protein binding. Bases 1 to 1017 code for a protein of 338 amino acids.